Messenger RNA from Rattus norvegicus (Norway rat), 8777 nucleotides. The record is from RefSeq and is a predicted model, not a curated record. NCBI's taxonomy places the organism in Eukaryota, Metazoa, Chordata, Mammalia, Rodentia, Muridae.
UUAAAACUUUUACUUAUAACACAAGAAAUGCAACAUAUCUAUGACCAGAGUCUAAUAGUUUACCAUAUGUACAUAAUGUGAAAUGCAGGGGGGUGGGUGUCAGGGUAGCUGGCACAGCUAGCAUACAUUUCUCCUUUGUGUUUCAAACAAACAAAAUUCUUUCUAUUGCUCUCUGCUUUAAAAAAAAAACAAAAACAAACACAACACAUUGUUAGCCACAGUUACGUAACUUUUAGAGGGCUUUGAACUUGUUCCCCCCCAUCCAGAGACACCCCUGAAUCAGACAUCUUUCUCCAUCCUCCAUCACCCUCCCCAGUCCCUGUAGGCACCAGUCCAUUUUCUGCAUCCUUGCAGUCAAGUCUUUUACAUGUGAGAACAUAUGGUGAAUACCUGCUGCAUUAGUGUAGUUCACAUGAUGUCUUCUGGUUCCCUGUACGUUACAACUGUCAAGGUUUCGUCCUUUUCUGUGGCUGAGCAGUGUGUGUAUAUGUAUUCCAUGUAGCCUUCUGACUAGCUGACUGUUGUUGGGCGAGCUGUGGUGGGCAUGGGUGGAGGCCAGGCGUCUCCUCAACAACAUAUCCCUCUCCACAGUAAUGGCAAGGUUGGAUUUUUUUGGGAGUUUUACUUUUAGUUUUUUUGAGGAAACUCCGUACUGUUUUGCAUAAUGUACUAAUUUACAUGCCCACUAGCAGUGUAUGAUCGUUCCCCUCUGCAUCCUCAGUCAGCGCUUGUUAUUUCUUUUUGUUUGUUUGCGAGAUAACAGCCAUUCUAAGUGGAGUUAGAUGAUACCACAUUGUGGUUUUGAUUUGCAUUUCCCUAGUGGUCAGAUAGAACGGAGCCUGCUAGUUGGUUUCAAACUCAUCAGGGGUCUCUGGGUGGUUUAGUGAUUCUAAGUUUGGUUUCUUCUAUGGAAGGUAGACAUGACCAUAUCUAACUCAGAGCAUUGCAAGGACAAUUAACAUCUGUAUGUAAAGCACUCAGCUGGGUGUCCACAUGCGACAGUGAUCUGAUAAAUUACUGAUGGAGACAGCCAGGGUGGCAGUAUGUCUUCCUGUCCCUUCUGAGUGCCCUGAAUGAUUAGGGUGCCGUCAAUACUUUAGCACCUUGUUACACAGGGAUGAGACAGAGAACUGUUAUGGUGUCCAAGUUGUGCUCACCUGAAUGAAAAGGUUGGGCAUUUUGUCUGUGUUCAUCGGUGAGAUGUGGCAGUGGCGAAUGGUUGGGUUAAUCUCCACUCCAUAAAAGAAAAACAUGGUGCUCCCAAAACAGAAGGAGUGGAGGAUCUGGAGAAAGGAACGGUAGGCAGUGUUAGUCUGCAGGGCCUGCUGCUCCAAGUAGGAAAGCAGGAGCAAGGGUUCUCACCUCACUGCUGCUGUCCUUGCCACUGUCCUCACUGCUGUCCCCACACUGUCCCCACCGCUGCAGGGCAUGCGCUCCUCGUGCACUAGGCUGGGCUUCUCUGACCCUGUGGUAGUAGCACACACCUCCUCAGGGACGGAGUGAAGAAGCAAUCACUAGAGUCAGAAAGCAAAGCCCUCAAAAGGAUGCAGUGCUCAGAACUUGGUGUGAAUCUGUGAUUUGAGGUAAAUAGACUGUAUCUAGCAGUGGCUAAAAGUCCUGCAUUUAAAAAAAAUCUGGGGGUUGGGGAUUUAGCUCAGUGGUAGAGCGCUUGCCUAGGAAGCGCAAGGCCCUGGGUUAGAUCCCCAGCUCUGAAAAAAAGAACCAAAAGAAAAAAAAAAUCUGUAGACACUAUUAUACCUAAUUACUUUCAUAAAAAUACUUGUUCAGUUGGGGGAAAAUAAGGGAGGAUAGUUAAUCGAUGUUCAAUAGUACCAACAAAUAUUAAUUAUCCACUGUUUCCCUUGCCCCAAGACACCAUCUAAUGUAAGAUAAUUCCUUAGCUUUUAAUGUAUUUCUCUUUGUCCCAGAAAAGAUCAGCUAUGGACUUAAGUUAAUGUUUCAGUAGCAGCUUACUAACUGUUACUUACAUAUCCUUUUAAACGUGAGCGAUGGAGGUGACUGGAUGUAGAAUAUCUGGGCUCUCUGUAUGCUCUCCAACUUCUAUAGCUUUUCAACUGCUCUAAAAAGUCAAAUCCCCCUUCACGUAGAGCCCUUACUGUUUCUCCUCCACAAAGUUCCUUGUGGUGCGUGUCUUCAAUCCCAGAGCUUGGGAGGGAGAGGCAGGCAGUUGGAUCUCUGAGUUCAAGACCAGCCUGGUCUACAGAGUGAGUUCUAGGACAGUCAGAAAUACACAGAGAGAUCUUGUCUCGAAACAAAACGAAACAGCAAAUAAACAAAUACAUAAAACCUAAAGAUUGCAAGGUGGGGAAGCAUGUGGACAAAGGUUUGAACUCCCCAGAACCCAUGUAAAUGCUUGCUAUGUGUCAGUGGCAUUCACUUGUAAUUCUAGCAUCUGAAGACAAUUCCAGGAGCAUUCGGCCAGUGAGAUUAGUCAUAUCGGCAAGCUCCGAGAUCGAUCGAGAGACCUUUCCUUUAUGAACAAGGCAGAAGAGUGAUUGAGAAUGGUCCCCAAUAUCAACCUUGGACCCCCACAUGCAUGUGAAUACACAUACAUGUGCACCCUGCACACGUGUGUAUGAAAACAUACACACACAUGCAUGCACACCACAGACACAUGGAAAUGGAAAAAAAGAAAUCUUAAAAAUUUUAGAUUACACCUUCAACAUUUUUAAUUUAAAAUUUAAAAACACCCACAUGGAGAAGCCUGGCUAGGUAUCCCACACCACAGCGCACGAGAACAUCCAGACCCACUUAGUAGAAAACAGAACUAGAAACUGAACCCAGACUUCGAGAUGUCUAAAUGCUGUCCCAUGUUCGCACAGAGCCUUACUGUUCUUCCUCCACAAAGUUCUUUGCAAUGUCUGAUUCCAAGAUGGCGAAGAGUUACCAUAAUUCGUAUUGCUAAGCUGAUGCCUUGUCUGUAGUGUAGACAGUCAUCUUGGCUCAGCUGGCUAAUCCAGAUGUACAGUCCAUUCCCCAAACCAGCCAACAGCUGUCAAAAACGGGAAAACAGUUACUGGUGCUCCUAAAGCCAGAGCUGUAAUCAUGCGGUGAGACUCGAGCCUGUCCAUUAUCCACAGCGCUCAUUCAGGGAUAAUUUCCUUACUGUGGGGCUCACAUGGAAACCACGCUCAAGGGUUACAUGGGAAAUAGUUCUGACCCUGACACUCUUGUCUAUGGCUGCCUUGCUGGAAUCCAAAACCCAAAAUCCCGUUUAAAGAAUUUUUGAGCAAAGAACUGUGCUGGGGGGGCUGGGGAUUUAGCUCAGUGGUAGAGCGCUUACCUAGGAAGCGCAAGGCCCUGGGUUCGGUCCCCAGCUCCGAAAAAAAAGAACCAAAAAAAAAAAAAAAAAAAAAAAAAAAAGAACUGUGCUGGGGUGGCUAGAGAGAAACCGUCUUGGGGCUUUUUGCAAGAGUCAGGUUGAACAAAUUGGAGCCGAUUCCCGCUGGUCUAGGACAUAGUUUUAAUCCCGCAUACCACUUCCUACAUCCACACGUUUCUGUGAGCUUGGACCCUCUGGAGAGCUGGGGUGACUAUCAGAGGAAAGAGGAUGGCCAGACAGGAAGGCUAUUUCUACUGGCUUCUCCCCCAAUCCAAGGCGAAGAGGGACAUAGCGGGACACCCUUUCUUCUUCUCACGCAUCAGAGUUACUUAGUCUAGGAAGGCUGACAACACAGUGGCUCUGUUUUCUAGCCCAAGAAUUAGGGCACAGUGUCUGACAGCACUACUAAACAGGCUGCAUGAACUUAAGACUCUCUCAGGAAGUUCAGGGUGAGUGGCCCUGGUUGCAGCAGGACCCAGAAAUGGGAGCCAGAACCUGCCUCUGUUCUGCUGGCGAUAGCGUAUCUCCUAGAGGAGAGCAUGGAGGCAUCUUGGCAACAGUACUCUCGAGGGUCCUUCCUUCGAUGCCUCCUGGGUGGGCGUUAAUAUCAGGUACCCAACUGCAGGGGAAUGUCCAAGUGCCAGGCCCUCAUACUGGUCUGCCCUUUGUAGGUUGUGGAACCCCAACUCUAGACUGGAGAGCCUGGGGCAAGGACUCUCUCUCUCCCUGCUUUCCUCAGUCCCAUAACGUGGGGUCUACUGCCAGUCUUAUCUCUUUACUUGUGGCCUAUGAACACCCAAAAGAGGCCAGGGAACCCCUGUAAGGAGAUGGUCUUUUCUAUAGGUGCAGGGCCAUCCUGUGUGGAAAACAGCAGCUGGCCGAUUGUGUCACAUGCCUCUGAGCAGUAGAGGGGCAGGCAUAAGAAGGUGCUGUGAGGAAGUGCAAUGUCACAUGCAGCCUCACAGGAAGCUGGCCAGAAGAUAGCUGAGGACUGCUGCGCUCAGUCGUUUUUUUUUUUUCCUCAGCGGAUUAAAGCAACACAGAUUUACCCUCAAGACUGCUGAAAUUCUAACUAUCCAAGAUGCCUGUCCCUCCCCCACCAGCACCCCCACCGCCACCGACGUUUGCUCUCGCCAAUACUGAGAAACCCUCCUUGAAUAAGACAGAACAGGCUGGGAGGAAUGCCCUUCUCUCCGACAUCAGCAAAGGGAAGAAGCUAAAGAAGACAGUCACCAAUGACAGAAGCGCUCCAAUAUUGGACAAACCUAAGGGGGCUGGCGGUGGCUAUGGUGGAGGCAGCGGAGGCGGAGGAGGAGGAGGCAGCAGCGGUGGCGGUGGAAAUUUUGGAGGGGGUGGUCCUCCAGGACUGGGAGGACUGUUCCAGGCCGGCAUGCCGAAGCUGAGGUCCACCGCCAACAGGGACAACGAUUCUGGGGGAAGCCGACCACCGAUUUUGCCACCAGGAGGAAGAGCCACAUCUGCCAAGCCCUUUUCACCCCCAAGUGGCCCGGGGAGGUUUCCCGCACCCUCACCAGGCCACAGGAGUGGGCCCCCAGAGCCGCCCAGGAACAGAAUGCCUCCCCCGAGGCCUGAUGUGGGCUCAAAACCAGAUAGCCUUCCCCCUCCGGUACCAAAUACGCCAAGACCCAUUCCGUCGAGUCUGCACAACCGGGGAUCCCCAGCAGGGCUGGGAGCCCCCAGACCCCCCUUUCCCGGAAACCGAGGUGCUGCUUUUGGAGCAGGCUCUGUGCGCCAGAACCUCUCGAGCUCCUCCUCUCCGUUCCCCAGGCCCCCUUUGCCCCCGACCCCAAGCCGGGCCUUGGAUGACAAGCCCCCUCCACCACCUCCUCCCGUGGGCAACAGGCCCUCCAUGCACAGAGAAGCGGUUCCCCCUCCCCCAUCACAAAACAGCAAACCUCCAGUGCCUUCCACCCCGCGGCCGGGGGCGGGUUCACAGGCACCACCUCCGCCACCGCCCAGCCGGCCAGGACCCCCUCCACUGCCUCCGACUUCCAGCGACGAGAUCCCCAGGCUGCCACAGCGGAACCUGUCCCUCACCUCCCCUACACCUCCCUUGCCUUCACCUGGACGCUCGGGGCCUCUCCCUCCCCCACCCACCGAGAGGCCCCCUCCUCCCGUGAGGGAUCCGCCAGGCAGAUCAGGCCCCCUCCCACCACCACCUCCAAUAAACAGAAAUGGAAGCACAGCUCGGGCCCUGCCUGCCACCCCUCAGUUGCCAUCCAGGAGUGGAAUGGACAGUCCCAGAAGUGGGCCUAGGCCUCCUCUUCCUCCUGACAGGCCUGGUGCUGGGGCCCCGCCCCCACCCCCACCAUCCACAUCAGUUCGAAAUGGCUUCCAAGACUCAUCUUGCGAAGAUGAGUGGGAAAGCAGGUUCUACUUCCAUCCGAUUUCCGACUUACCGCCUCCAGAGCCGUAUGUGCCAACGACCAAGACGUACCCCAGCAAAGUGGCCAGAAGUGAAAGCCGAAGUGGAUCCAACAGAAGAGAAAGGGGCGCCCCACCCCUUCCUCCCAUCCCGAGGUGAUCUCUGCCUGCUCCGCUCUACCCAAACCUCCAAAGCUGCCUCUAUUGUUGCUGUUUGAGAACUGCACUCGCCCCGCCCUCUUUCUUUGCCCCCCUCAGAGAGAGGAGGAGGGAGGAACGGAAGCUGAGGAGGGGAUCCCUGCAUGUGGGGCUGGGGAUCGGGAAAGAAGGGCCUGUUUAUGUUGUAUAUAUUCCUGAGCUAUUGCUUGUGUCAGCCGCAGCCUGCCAGGGUCGGCUGCUGGGAUCGAUAGGCUUUUGUUAUAAGGAGGCAGAGAAGAAUCGUAUCCCAGCUUUCAGCCCCACGAGGUCAGGCAUUCACUGCUUUUUUGCUACAGGCAGUAGCUGUUAAAUCCCCUGAGAGCUGGUUUUCUCUAUGCCUUUCUUGCUUACUUGGCCUCCGGUCUGGUUCCGAACGAACCACAGACCGCCCAAGCAAGUUGCUGAGCAAGCCCUACGUGAAGCCCUGUGGUUGCAGGAUGUUCAAUCUUUGGCAGUCUGAGGUAGGCUCCAGGGCAGAGCUGUCUAACAGAAACCUAAUGUGAGCCCCAUACCCAGUCUUAAAAUGACCAGCAGCCAUGUUUAUAAGGGUAAAAGGAAACAGAUGAAAAGAAUUCCAUUUUACUUAGCUCUGUGCAUCUGAAAUGUCACUUCCACCUGGAUUAUUAAUGAGGUAUUCACAUUUUUGGUACUAAGUCCUCUCACUCCAGUAACCAUUCUGUAUUUAGAACAAGCAUAUGGACAGAUUUCAAGUGUCUACACGUGCUUAAGCACCUCACAGUCAGCCGGUCUGGAAGACAGGAGCUAGUACGGAAAGCUUGUGCCUAAAAAGGCAAAUUGAAUUUUAGCAAUUCAAGAGAUGUCCCAAGACCAAGUCAUAACUUGAUACAAUGUUAGGCAGACAGUGAGACCUUAGCUUUUUGACCCUUAUUUUGCCUUUUUCCUUAAUAUGUAUGUACAGGUGUUUCUUCAGAGUAUCAUUAUCUAGUCAGAAAUGUAUCUAGUCCAGUUUACCAUAGCAUGGAAUAAAUCCACUGCAAGAGAAAGGGAAACGUGUAGUGUGGGCUCUUCCUGGCUCAGAACCAGCUGGCUUGUGCACUCACUGGUCACUGGCCUUGCAGAUCUUCUGUGGUUCUUCAGUCCUCCACUCCAGAGAAAACUUCUUCCUCAGGUCAGGAAAAGCUAGGAGGGCAAGAUAGGAGAAGAAAGUCAGAGAAUGUAUCAAAUCAGAAUUAUGGGAGAAGGGGACAGCUUUGAUGAUGGGCAGAAUUCUACACAACCAACUGGGUCAAGUAGAUUAAGGAGCUUACCAGUAGAACCCGGAAAGCACUGGUUUUGGAUUUCUUGGGAGAAUCGUUUUGGAUCUGUGCAAGUAAGUUCCGCUAAAGGACCGACCGUGAAAAGCGUCAGGCAUGCCUUUUAUAUACAUAGAAUUUUGUUUACAAUGUUUUACUGGGACUUUGAAAUCUAGCUGUAGAGUUGGAAAAUGAUUUCCACUUUGAUGUUUUGUAUCGUCGUGUUUAAUGUUACUGUUGUCUUUUAAAGCACAUGGCCACAUGUGUAUCUACCUGAGCUUUGUAUUUUGGGUCCAGUGUAUUGCUCACGUGUUGCUGGGAGAUGCUAAUGACAACAAAAAAAAAAAUCAAUCCAAAGAAAAAUGGAAAGACAUUCCUAUUUAUAGAAUGAUUGUUUCAUUUAUAUAAAAGCAUAACGUAGGAGUUCUAAUAGAUGAAACGUCUAAUAAAUUAUAAAGUGAUUGAUUUGAAUAUAUUGUAUUUUUAUAACUUUCCUUGCCAAAGCUCUGGACCUAGUUCUUUAGAGAGUAACUUUCCUUUCUUCUCCUCCACCAUUUGUCUGCCUUUCAUGAAAACAAAGAAAUAAAAGGUUCAACAAGCUUGACAAUUUUUUUAUUUCUAACAUUUUUAAAUGUAUUUCAAAUUCUUUGAUCUGAUAUUCACUAGAAUCAACAUCUUUUUGAUAGACACUCAGUGACCCACUUUACUGGAAAUAGAAUUGGUCCUUCCUUGUGCUGUGUAUGGCAGUGAAAGGUCAGACUCAAAAAUUGUGGGUCUGAAUUUUUUAAGGAAUCGUGAAAAUUGAAACAAGUCCUGGGUAAAUCUCAGUUUUUCAGGUGCAUUCCUAAGUCAGGAACGGGGUCACAGCUCAAAGUUGCCAUUCAUAAUAAAAAGGGUUUGGAGAGUAUUUUGCAAAGAAUGUUUCAUUAAUACACCUACAUCCUAUCUUUGGAAGUCAGUGACCCAAUUGCAUUUAAAACUCUGGAGAAGUUCUGUGUUUAUCUUAACCUAUGGCAGACUGCAAAAAAAAAAAAAAAAAAAAGACUUAUUUUCUUCCCCGAAAUCAAAGCUUACAUGUAUGUUUUUUCCCAUAAUAUUUCCAGUUAUGUGUAUUUAAGAUGCAAUGCAGUAUUUUAACAUUUGCAAAUCAUUUUAUAUGGAAAUAUAUUGCAGUAUUAAAAUUCAGUGUUCUGUGUCUAUUCACUAUGCAUUUUAUUUACUGAAAGCUGAGAAAAUGUUUAACCCAAUGGUGCCUUACUUGUGAUCUGAAAAGAAUCAACUUUUUAUGUCUUAAGUAGGGGGAUUAGCUGCAUAUUUGUAAAAACUGUUAGGCCUUUAUAUUUUAAUUUGUAAUAUCAACUUUGUUAUUUUAGUACCAGAAACAGGGUGGUUAUUGAAACCUUCUCAAAGUUUUGGUAUGAAAUUAAUUUUCCCUGUUCAUAGGCAGGAGCUGUAGAGGAAAUUUUUCAUGCCACUGAACUGUAUAAACAGACACGGGCAUCUGUGUCAUCAGAGUAGUUAAAUGGUGGGGUAGAAUCUACCAUAGACACCUGCAUGUUUGUAAGUUAGCCAGACAAUAAAUAAAAAGCAGAACGAUA